CACAAAUUAAAUGAAGCAACCUUCACAAUUACACUCUCCUCCAUAAAAACCUCUCACUCCUUCCAAAACUUCUCCUCCUCCCCCUCUCCAAUCUCCACACAUCUCUCUUUGUUCUGGAGAAACCCAAAUGCCAAAACCCCUCUCUGACAACGACACCAACCACGAUGCCGUUUGAAUCUGAAGACAAUAAUCAAAAGCCACCCUCAACGACGACGACGACAAAAGUCCAACAAAGCAUGGGUCACCAGCCACCGCCCCAAACCGACCCGCUUCACUGCCCGCGCUGCGAUUCCACCAACACCAAGUUCUGCUACUACAACAACUACAACCUCGCUCAGCCCCGCCACUUCUGCAAGUCCUGCCGCCGCUACUGGACCCAAGGCGGUACCCUCCGCGACGUCCCCGUCGGCGGCGGCUCCCGCAAGAACUCCAAGCGCUCUCGCUCCACCACUUGCUCCUCCUCUUCCUGCUCGCCUUCCUCUUCCUCGCUCACCCAAGAGGUCACCUCAGUCGCUACAGUGAAACCCGUUUCCUUAUCCGCUGAAGUGAAGCCAGAGCCGGCCUCAGAUGUGGACCAUUUGAUGGACCUGAACGAGAACGUGGUCGGGAACGGGGGUUUUACUUCGCUGUUGAAUUCUCAGGGGCCACCUCCACCUGGGUUCUUGGCGCUUGGUGGGUAUGGCUACGGGUACGGGUACGGGUCGGCGUUUGGUCACGGGCUUGAUGAAGUGGGCGAUGCUUUUGGCCAUGGCGGCAAAGGGGUUUGGGCUUUUCCUGAGGUCGGUGAUUUUCCAAGUACUGUCAUUGACCAUAACAAUAACAAUGGUGCUCCUUCCGGGUGCAACACGUGGCAGAUGACGACCAGUGCUGAUGGUGGAUUUGUCGAUGGGGAUUGCUUUGCUUGGCCGGAGCUUGAGAUUUCCAUGAUGCCUGCUUCAGGCAAAGCUUUCAAGUAACAGAAACACUCUUUUCCCAUUUCCAGAAUUUCAACAAAACAAAAAAAAA
Molecule: messenger RNA, 1005 nt
Organism: Prunus mume (Japanese apricot)
Lineage: Eukaryota; Viridiplantae; Streptophyta; Magnoliopsida; Rosales; Rosaceae
Source: RefSeq, a predicted model, not a curated record